This is a messenger RNA of Trichoplax adhaerens, 2334 nucleotides long. RefSeq lists its product as uncharacterized. Gene Ontology annotation, cellular component: G protein-coupled receptor heterodimeric complex; membrane. Lineage: Eukaryota; Metazoa; Placozoa; Uniplacotomia; Trichoplacea; Trichoplacidae. The transcript has 14 exons. Gene Ontology annotation, molecular function: G protein-coupled GABA receptor activity. The record is from RefSeq and is a predicted model, not a curated record. The coding region runs from base 1 to 2334 and encodes 777 amino acids. Gene Ontology annotation, biological process: gamma-aminobutyric acid signaling pathway; G protein-coupled receptor signaling pathway.
AUGACUCCAAAAAAUCGAUGGCCAGCCUCGAUUUUAAAAUAUAGUUGCAUUUUUUUCUAUGUCAUCGCUCAUCACAUUUCCUGUGCAAAAACUCCGUUAUAUAUUGGUGGUACAUUUCCUCUAAGCCAUCGCUAUCUCCGACAAAAGAUGAUUGAAAUGGAAAAUUCUGCUAAAAUGGCAAUACGUGACAUUAAUUCUAGAAAUGAUAUCCUGGAAACUUAUGAAAUGAGACUAAACCUAAAGGAUGAUAGGUUCGAUAAAAUUGUUGCUGGCCAAGUUAUCUUCGACCAAAUCUUAUAUGGCCCACAACUUAUUGCUUUACUGGGACCUUUUACAUCGAGUUCAGCAUCUAUAGUAGCCCCCAUGGCUCGCUAUUGGAACUUAAUUCAGCUGUCUGUUGGAGCUACAUCAACACAAUUCAGCAAUCGGAAAGAAUAUCCUUACUUUUAUACCAGCAUAAUAACCGAUAUUACGUACAAUUUGGUUCGUAUAAAUAUGGCGAAGUAUUUUGGGUGGCAACGAGUAGCCAUCAUCUAUCUUAGUGAUGUUUUAUUUGAUAACGGAGCUCUGAAUUUGCAAGCAGAAUUAGAAAUGGGAGGUGUUAAUAUUAUCGCUAAGGAAAGCUUUGUAUCUGAUCCAGAAUUACAAAUUAAGAUGUUGAAGGAAAAAGGAGCAAGAAUUAUAUUUACCUUUGGCUAUCCUCAGAAUUUAGCCAGUAUAUUUUGCCAUGCUUAUAAACUUGGCAUGUAUGGUGAAAAUUACGCUUGGUUUGCAUCUAAUUUUCUCCAGCGCAACUGGUGGGAAGCAACGGCACAUGGCAUUAACUGUACAACGCAUGAAAUUCUGCAAGCCGGUAAAGGCUAUAUAGCUUUCGGUCAAUCUUAUAUUUCAGAAUCAGGACUGAAUAAUAAACUAACGGUUUCAGGGCUUACAUAUCGAAAAUAUUUUAAGGAAUAUGAAAAAUUCACCAAUGGAACUCCUAGAAGUGUUUCGCAUACUCCAUCUGCUUACGAUUCUAUAUGGUGUCUUGCGUUAGCUUUAAAUCAAACGGAUCAUCAGCUUCAGAAAUAUAAUACAAGCCUCGCUAACUUUAACUACAAUGAUACUAGAACUCGAAAAUUAUUCAAUGCCGCUAUGGAAAAUAUAUCAUUUAUGGGUUUAACGGGUCCAUUUAGUUUUCUAAGCGGAGCAAGAGUAGGUGACAGCAAUAUCAUGCAAUUCAGAGGCAAUAUUUCAGCAUUCGGUCUGGUUAAAGUUGGUUUUUAUAACAGCAGCAGCAGAGAAUUAAGUUUCAACGAGACAGAUCGUCUUAUGUGGCCAGGAGGACGCGUUCCAGUCGACGGAUUUGAAACUAAAUUUGAAGAGAAUUAUAUUACAUGUGGACUAUUUAUAAUAGUAACGAUUUUAUCUGUAGUUGGAAUUGUGACUGCAAUGGCAUUUUUACUUAUCAACUUUAGACAUCGAGAGUUACGGGUUAUUAAAAUGUCUAGUCCUAGAAUUAACAAUCUAAUAUUGCUUGGCUUUAUAUUUUGCUACGCCGAUGUUGUCUUGUUUGGAGUAGACUAUGGUAUAACGAAACAGGAAUAUCUCCCUACAGUUUGUACCGUUCGUGUUGGCUUAUUGUGUAUAGGAUUUACACUAUCAUUCGGUGCAAUGUUUGCUAAAACUUGGCGCGUUCAUGUUAUCUUUACAAACAAGACAAAUACAAAAGUGGUAAUCAAAGAUUCUUCGCUCUUUGGGAUAACUAGUAUCCUAUUAAUAAUUGAUUUUAUCAUUUUGGCUGUAUGGAUAUCAAUCGAUCCGUUUAUAAAUCGAUAUCAAUCAAUUUCAUCAUCUUCGUCAAGUCCUGGAUCGAAUAUCAUUAUACAACCGCGGACACUAGUUUGUAGUUGUCAACAUAUUUCUGUUUGGUUGGGGGUCGUCUAUGGGUAUAAAUUCUUAUUGCUUGUUUUCGGUACAUUUUUGGCAUGGGAAACUCGAAAUGUUUCGAUAGCGGAAUUGAAUGAUUCUCGUCAUAUUGGAUUAACUAUUUAUAAUGCGGUUAUGUUUGCAACUAUUGGGGUAUUAGUGAGCCAGCUAACACAAACGACUGUAAAUGGAGGAUAUAUCAUUAUAUCGGCAUUUAUCUUAAUUUGUACGACAUCCAGUAUGUGUCUAUUCUUUAUACCGAAGAUUCAACUUAUCAGAAACGCAAAUUUUUCGAUCAUUUCUGGACGACCUACAAGACCAUCAGCAAUUCAACGUCCUCGUCCGAGUGUAGUAAACACUAAAAUAAUUAUACCAGAAAUAUCGAAGAAUGUAUCUAUAAAGCAACCUGCUGAACAGAAUUUGUAA